CCGAAAAUAAUCUUCAUCUCCUCGAGAUAGCGAGCCGGCCAUUAUAUGCUCUCCUUAUGAUCGCUCUUUUAAGAUGGGGUAUUGCCCGCCCUUCUGCACCACUACGCUGGUCUCGCUGCUUUGCGACUUCCACCGAGAAGGGAGACGAAGGUUGGCAAACUGUCAUCGGUCUUGAAAUUCAUGCUCAGAUCAAAACUGGCAAAAAGCUCUUUUCAAAAGCCUCUACGUCCUACGGACAUGUGCCUAAUACGAAUGUCGACGUUCACGAUGCUGCUUUCCCUGGGACUUUACCUGUUCUGGAUAUUAAUGCUAUUAGGCUGUCCAUUAUGACUGCCCUUGCACUCAAUUGUCAGAUUAAUCCUCGUUCCACAUUUGAUCGUAAGCACUACUUCUACCACGACAUUCCGGCAUCCUAUCAAAUUACUCAACAUUACAAUCCCCUCGCUUGGAACGGCCAUCUCGAAAUACGAGAAGGCGAUAACGGAUCUAAGCGUACCUUCAAUAUUGGUAUCAAGCAGCUGCAAGUUGAACAAGAUACAGCAAAGUCCCAAACAGUUGGCGAUGCUGUUCUUGUCGAUCUGAACCGUGCUGGCACGGGGUUGAUGGAGAUCGUGACGGAUCCUGAUAUGCGGUCACCAGAAGAAGCAGGAGCCUUUGUGAAGAAGCUGCAAGGUUUAUUGAGACGAGUGGGAUCUGCCGAUGGAGAUAUGGAGAAGGGUAAUCUGAGAGUCGAUGUCAAUGUCUCAGUGCACAGGCCGGGAAUGCCCUUCGGGACAAGAUGUGAGAUCAAAAACAUCAACUCUGUUCGCUUUCUCCAAGCAGCCAUUGAGUCUGAGCGUCAGCGACAUAUCGCCCAUUACUGCACAAGCCCAUUGGAACCGCUUGCCCAAGAGACGCGAGGAUUCAAUGAACUCACACUGCAAACGUACUCUUUGCGCUCCAAGGAAGAGGCUACGGACUACCGUUAUAUGCCUGACCACAAUCUCCCAGCUAUUAUCAUUGAUGAUGGAUAUCUUGACUCGCUUUGGAAAAACCUUCCAGAGAUGCCAUGGCAAAGUGUCGAACGGCUCGUCAAGACUUAUGGCGUAACCAAAAGAGAUGCAGAAACUCUUCUUGGUUUAGACGAAUACAGUGCUCAAGGAAUCGCGUAUUUUGAGGAGGUUGUCGAACAGGAUAAAAAGAUUGCAAAAAAGGCUACCAACUGGAUCGCACAUGAACUACUAGGGCAACUCGGCAAAGCCAUUAGGCCCUGGACACCGACCAUCGUCCCGGCUCCGUUAAUGCACGAACUCGUGACCGCUGUGGAGAGUCGCGAAAUCACUGGUACUACUGGUAAAGCUAUCGUCAAGCAUUUUGUCUCUCUACCCGAAUCUGCCUCACUUCCUCCAUCAUUUGCCGAACUUCUUGCCGAACUAGGCUUAACGCCCUCGGCUGCAUCUGUUGAAGAUCUUACAGAAACCUGUAAAAAGGCUAUGAACAACCAACCCAAGGCGGUAGCGGAUUUCAAGAAGGGAAAUGAAAAAGUGGUGAUGCGCUUGGUGGGAGAGGUUAUGAAAUUGUCUGGUGGUAAGGCAGAUGCGAUGAAGGCGAAAGACAUCUUGUUGGAUUUGCUCAAGGACUGAAAGCGGACCGGACGAUCUGAUAUGAUGAUGGUCUUUAACUUCAUAUGGUACUCAUUACAAGCACACCUAUGUA
Cryptococcus deneoformans JEC21 is the source of this 1695-nucleotide messenger RNA. Its product is annotated as protein biosynthesis-related protein, putative. The transcript is spliced from 9 exons. Gene Ontology annotation, molecular function: glutaminyl-tRNA synthase (glutamine-hydrolyzing) activity. The record is from RefSeq and is a predicted model, not a curated record. Gene Ontology annotation, biological process: glutaminyl-tRNAGln biosynthesis via transamidation; mitochondrial translation. Bases 57 to 1622 code for a protein of 521 amino acids. Lineage: Eukaryota; Fungi; Basidiomycota; Tremellomycetes; Tremellales; Cryptococcaceae.